Messenger RNA from Dinoponera quadriceps, 7187 nucleotides. RefSeq lists its product as uncharacterized. Lineage: Eukaryota; Metazoa; Arthropoda; Insecta; Hymenoptera; Formicidae. The transcript has 11 exons. The record is from RefSeq and is a predicted model, not a curated record. Bases 657 to 5651 code for a protein of 1664 amino acids.
CGGUACGUUUCGUCGCGUCGUUCCGCGCGCGUUACCGGUUUCGCCGUCGCCCGCUUCUGUCCAUCUAUCCGUUCAUCCGUCCGUCCGCAAAUCUUGAAUCGCGAGAGAGAGAGAAUCUUAUCCGCGCGAUCUUGUCGCGAGCGACGGUUCCUUCGAAGCAUAUCCCCGCAGACGAUGCCGCGCAUAUACAACCUCCGGAGUCCAAACACACUCGGAAAAACGCGUGGCGAAGGGAACCCGCGGCCGAUUAUUCGACUCGCGCCGUGUGCCCUCGAUCGAUUCGAUUGAUCUCGCGAGUCGGACCUCGGGAGUGCGGAGUGAAAGUGUCGAAAGGAAUAGAGCGAAAAGAGAAAGAAUAACAGCGAGACGCGGUGGAUUUUCCGAGAGAAAAAGAGACGAGAACAGUGAUAGAAAAAGCGGAGAGCCGGUGGGACAUGAAGUCGUGCCGGCGGCACGGGGGAUCCUCCGCGGAAUCCGGCCGACUUCGCCGAGGAGCGGCUCGCUCCUGCGGUGGCGCGGUGCUCCGGUGAUGAGGAGUGAGCGCGGACGCCGCUCGCCCGUGCGUGUUACGCGCGAAUGGCCAGGAGGACGUUACCAUUCAGCAAGAAGCGCGACAGCAACAGGAACACCAGGAGGCCGCCGGCACCAGCGCCGUGAUGCCGUUCGUGAUUCGAAAGGUGGAGCCGCGGCACCUGUGCCGCGGCCACGUGCCGGCGGGCUCUCAGGGUUGGCCGGUGGGUGCCGAGCUGGAGGCGGAGGCGAACGGCGCCCUCACCAGCUCCCUCAAGCAGCUGGCCUCUCUUCUGACCGCCGCGGAGGACAUCUUCGCGAGCCUCACCGUCGAGCUGGCCCGUGUCACCGACAGGAGUGGCCACCUGCGUCGUAGGAUCGACAAGGUCGAGGAACGAUUGGGCACGGUCGAUCCCAAGAAGAUACCAGUCCCGGAAUCGGAUAUCUGCACUUUCGCGACGAGAACGGAGCAUUUUCACGUCACGAAUAAACCAUCGACGGGACUAUUCACGCCAGAUACGAGGCCGAAGGCGCUGAAGGAGCUGUAUAAGCUCGCUGCCAUAGUCGCCGUUCGAAGUUUGGAUUCCUUGAGGAGGGAUGGCAGCUCGAUGGAUAUGUUCCUUUGCACACCCGUUCUCGGUAAGAGGAGGCGGGACCAAAGCCUCGACAUCGAGUCUAGAGUCCCGGCCGCUAUCGAGGAUCUGCGAAGAUGGACGUCCGCCGAGGCGCUCGGCGACGUCACCGUACCGCCGGACUGCAUGUCCAGGAUCCUGGGCGACACGACCAGCGACGACGCCGUCGAUCACAAGCUACCCAGCCCCGAGGAACAGGUUCAGGCUAUCGCGCUCAAAUUCCCGGCGGAAAUCGUGGCGGUGGAUGUGAGCGGACGAGGUUUCGAAAGAAUGUCGAUGAGAAGGAGGUCCUUGCUGUCAGGACCGGCGGAAACUCAGGAAACGACAGUAAAGAGAAGAUCACGACCACGCAGGCCCAGGGGAAAGAGACGAAACACAAUCGCUGGUACCGAUCAGAAGGAAAUUCGGCAAGCCAUCGGAGGGGAGACAACCGGCGACGAACCCGAGGAGACGAUGCCGAGCGCCACGCCGAGAGCUCAUCGCUCAGCGAGCACGGACAUCCUGGGUUCUACGAAGAAGGACUCGCCCACGGAAAAGAAGUCACACUUCAAUACAUUGAAGGCGUGGGGCAUGUCCCGACUGAAGCUGAUCAGCCCGAAAUCAAGUCAGCAGCAGCAACAGCAAGAAUCGACGGUUGUCGCAUCCAGCACAGAGAGGAGCGAACAGACUCAAGGCCAGACGAGGUCGCCGGAAGAGAUCAACAUCUACGAGACAGUAACGACGAGACGAAGAAGGGACAAGUCGCACGAGAGGAAGCCCAGCUCGUCCAGCUCGAGUGGCAAAAGCACGGCCAGUAUACCGGUGUCGGUGCCGAGUACGGACAAACAGCCGAGCGUGAAAUUGCGCGAGAGCGCCGCCCAGAGGCGAGAGAGACGGAAGGGCAGCAACCGCGACGACGCUCCGCACUCCAGCUCGGGGAACUGGAGCGCUUCGUCCGAAAGCGGAAGGGCCAGCAUCGGCAGCGAGACCACUACCACCACGCAUCAGCCCAGGUCCACGACGACCGCUUCGAUCGGCACGUCCUCCACUUCCUUAAGUCACAUGAGGCGACUCAAAGGAAGGGACACAUCAGCCUCGUCUUCAGUAACGUCCGAGGGUACUUUAACCCCGGAUAUCAUACAAGAUAUCACGGUGGUGCCUUUCACCGACGACGGUGAGACAUCGUCCGUGUAUUCCUGCGAUACGGAGGGGUACUACACUUCGUUUCACAUGGACUCUGGUUUGAAAACACUUCGAGAGGAAGAAUCCAUGCCACAGAGCCCUUUGACAAAGUCCAGUGACAUCGGCUCCGACCCUACCUCGCCGAUCGUCGAGAACGAGUACGAAUUAUUCGGUAGAGGAUCGACUUCUACAACGACUAGUUCAGCUGGGACGGUUUGCACUGCGCUGAUGGCGCCACCACCCCCGGAACGCAAAUCCAGUCUCACGGUUGUUGCUAUGGUCCACGGUCAAAAUCAGAACGGCGGCGAGUCACCGGACAGCGGUCACAACACAUCCUCGUCACCGGUCGAAUCCGCCUCGAGUCCAGCCUGCACCGGCCGAUCGUGCUCUGAAUUCGAGUACUCAGAGUCGAGUGAUCUGGAAGGCUGCGAACGUAUCGAGAGGAUCCGCUCGAAAACGGCGAUCACUAGCAGUCGAAUCCCCUCGAUGUGUGUGAUCACGCCGCCUGGUUCCGACGACGAACACACACGAGAGACGGAACAAAGCGAGAAAAAGAAGAACGAGCCAAGACGGCCCGAUCUACAGAGCGGCGGAUCAGUGUUGAUGUCCGCCACCGUUGGCACCUCCAAGAUGGAGGUGAUCAAUGGCCAGGACAAGAAUCUAUAUGCCACUGUGCAGGUGUUGCCAGCCGCGAGCGGCAACGACAGGCCGAUAACAGCGAGCCAGUCGUCGAUGAAGAUCAGUCCACUUAGCGGCGUCCUGGGUAAGCUUCGUGGUGUGCUUCCAGGUAGGAAGCACCCCACGAAGAACGGCGCUAUGCAGGAGCUGUCGACCGCAGACUCCGGCGACUAUGUGACAAUAGCCGACGUGAGAAACAACAACGACAAGCGUCCGGGUCCACCAUCCUCGUCGUCGUCGUCGUCGUCAUCGGGCAUGACCCCUGUCCGACCUACCGCCACCUACGCUAAUUCCGACAUCUUCAAGAAGGACGCUGAAUACGUGAGUCUGAGCGAGCUGCCGAAGAAGCCGGAUUCCUCGUUGGAAAGGAAGAGGCAAGGCGCUCGCGUCACUUUGGAUUCCGAAGGAAAAGUUGUGUACUCAUCGGAUAGCUUAAAGAGGAGGAAAGGAGCGCACACAACAUUCAAUCCAGGUCCCUUCGUGCGAGAAGGUGUAUCACCCAGCCCGUCGCCGUUGCUGCACCGCGCUAUGCCGAAUAUCCGCGCCGUGCCAAAGAGCGGAGACGCCGUGGACGGUCUCAGCCGGUCCACGCCGCCAACGUCUCCCCAGCUGGGCAAGCUGAUCAUACGGGCAGCGCGGAGUCCGGAUCGCGCGGCCAGUCCGGAUUACGUGCGCACACUGGCGACCGUGGUCGGUCCUACGAGUCCGACCAGUCCGCACAGACAAGUCCGCGGGGCUUACGUCAACGUGCAAGGUGACGAAGACAAUCCUUUACUCAGCAUACCAUCGGAAUCGAUACCGCCGCAGGCGAUAGUCCAACCGCCACCUUACGUCGCUCCACCGCCGCCUGCGGAGGACCGACAGAAGUCACAGAAAUACCAGGAGAUUCUGAAGGACUCGAGUCUGCGAACUUAUCCUGACAAUGAGAAGCAACCGAUCGCGGACCGAAAGCAGAUCUAUUCGCAAGAUAUCUUCGAUCCUCGCCCGAUCCAGCAAUAUGACAGCGGCAAGACUCUCCUCGAACAGGCGCAGGAACAAAUGGCGAACUAUGACUUCCAGCGAGCCGUCAAUUACCAGACAGUGCACAUGCACAAUGCGAAGAACCAGCAACUGUGCUCGCCGGCCAGAAACGUCAACCAGCAGUUCUACACUCUGCCGACGAGGAGACCUCAACGAGAGGUCGACCCGCCACGCAGCGUCACACCGGACAUUACGAGAGGUCUCGGGCGCGGUUCCUUUAGCGGAAUGCACGUGAUGGCGAAGCAGGGCCAGAGGAUAGCAGAGAACGAGCAAACCCGAUAUGGCUCCCAUGUCGACUUAGGAAGGAGGAACUUGGAGCAGCAGGAGGCGCGGGGUAGAUAUGUGCAGAGUCAACCGCAGUCGGUCGUGGAUGUCAGAAACAGGUUCGCAACGCCUUUAAACCUAGCUGCACUCGGAUAUCGAUUCUUCGCAUCCUCGCCCGCCAAUGAUCCUCUUACGAAAUCUCCUAGCGCGGACAUUUUCAAGAAUGAUCCAAUUUCGCCGAUCGGCCCCGGCUACGGUAACGGCUUCAAAUCGUCCACUCCCAUCGGGCGAUCGGCGCCAACCGUAGCGGAACGUCUAGCUCUAACCUCCGCUAAUAAUUGCGCAUCGCCGAGCUCCUCCGGUAGGAGCACUCCUGUCCAGACCUCUUCCGGCAGGAACACACCGACGAAUCUGAUCCUGUCGCCCACCAAGAGCACCAUGUCCAACGAGGAACUGUUCGCCGCGAUUCACAAGUCGAAGAAACGGCUCAACAUCAAACUCAACGACGAUAAUGAAAAUCUGUCGCCUUACGGCUCGAUGAACUCCCUAGUGAAGGCACCGGCUGGCACCAGACACAGUUGGAGCCCGGAAUUUCAGAAAGCUCCAGAGAUACCAACUACUGUCCAGUCGCCUACGUCACGAAUGGACUUUAAGCGUUUGCUCCUUCAGCAGAGCGUGAAGACAGGUCCUAUGCGACGAUCAGCGGCGGAACAAUUACAACUGUCGCGCAAUCAGUGCCAACAGCAGCAGCAACAAUCGUCGCCGAACGCCCAUCAGAGUCCCUUAGCCAAAGUUCUGAGUCCUCGUUCGGUCUGGAGGUUCCAGACGCCGAGAACAGAUGUACUUUCUUCCACCAUAAUCGAAGACACCGCUGCAGAGGAGAAAGCUAUGAAACCUUCGCCAGAGAACACGUCACCUAUCUCAAGACUGAACUUCAGGAGGCAAUUGGACCUCUGCAGCGAUUUACCGACUCAUUUGCGUCUCGCUGAUCGCGAAACGGCAAAUAAGACGCCGACGAACGAACUUGAUACUGAUCUCACGACAAAGCUGCGAAAUCAAAGCGACAAAAUGCAGAAGCUGGUUGCGAGUGUAUCUAAUAAUCCCGAGCGAAUCGCAUCUCCUGCGAAUAGUACGGAGCAAUAUUCGAAGACUGUACCGUCGACCGAAUCGAAAAAUUUAGACCCCGUGACUGCUUUCGAAUCGAGGAGACUUAGCAAUCAAUUGGCGAGAGCGCAGUUCCUGGCAAACGCGCACACAAACACUAACCAGACGCAGAACCAAUACUUCAAGAAGAGAUUUAGAGCGAGAUCGGAAUCACCCCAACACGCUGCGACACAAAACGUUGCCCGUAGCCCGAGUGCACCUACUCUUGAGACCGCUCUGUGAUCUGGGAAUACUCUGUUAACUAGCACGUUCUUGUGCAAUUGUAAACAUUUAGCUAUUCAUUAUUGUGGUGGUUUUGUUCAUUUUAUCUCCCGAAGAUAUAUGAGCACGGUUAUUGCUUAUAAUUCUAGACGCUUUAAAACGAUUUAAUAUUUGUAUAUUUAAUAUAUAUAUGUAUAAUAUCAAAACUAUAUACAAUGGGUAACACCCAUUAUAUAAUAGAUAUUAUAUAUGUAUAUUAAAUAUGAAAGUUUAUAUAAAUUACGUAAAUCGAACUUCGAUGAAUUAAAUAGUAACUUAAUUCAAAAUUAACGUAAACAAUUAUUACAGUCGUGAUGUUUGAGAAGAAGUUAAGAGUUAGUGGCCUAUUUGUAUUAUUUUAACACUCCUCUUUUUGCUGAAAUUUCUAUAAUUUUUCUAUAGUAAUUUUCUAAUCCACCACACUAAUGAAUGGUUAAACAGUAAAAAUUUAUUCCAUGAAGAUCUGAAUUUACUUGGGAGAUUUCGACUUGACGCGACGUAUUCGUCAAUUAUGAGCGGUUUUAAUGGCAACAAGGUAGUGUCACGACUACACCAACUCGCGUCUGCUAAAAGACAAUAAUUCCUAACCGUGAUAUAUGGUAAUAAUGCGGAAAUUAGUAUUACCCAGUAUUGCAGGGCCUCGCGCAUAAAGUAGAAAAACGUUUGGAGCAAAAGCGUCUUAAAUAUAAAUCGCAUUUUAUCGAUUGAAUAUAAGACGAGUCUUAUAACACGCGUUUGAUCAUUGCGUAUUUCUCUCGUGAAUUAUUAUGUAUUAUUAUGUAUCGCUGCUAAAUCUCACAUACGUAACUCAAUCAAAUAAGCAAUAUAAAAAUAAGAUAUUCUCGGCGCCAAUAAUCUCAAAACAUCGCGUGUGCCUAUUUAAUGUAAUUAUUUUAUGAAGAAACACGUUUAUACACAGCGUUUAAGCAAAUUUUAUAUCGAGCUGACGGCAAUUUCCGUCUCAAUAUGAUGAUAUUGUACGUCUCGUAUUUUCUUGUUUUUUAUACCAAUCGAAUUUUCUUCUCAAUGAAGAAAGCAGAUGGAUCUUUGCUCGAUCUCAAUGCUCAUGAUCAGGUUUUUAGAAGUCAGAGGAUGUGAGACGAAUAUUAGCAGUUUUAUAUCGAUGUAUAAACACGCAAAACACACAUUACUCUGAUGCACAAGAUUCAUUCGCAAAACAACACUUGCGAUACGAAGAAGGAACGUAACAAAACUCACGUUCAUAGUUCUAGUAAGAACCUUAUCGUUACCUUAAUUCAAAUCGAAAUAUUAUACAGUAUUUUUAACGAUUUGGGCUAUAUUAAUUUAUUUACGGGAGUUAAGAGAAGCAUAUAAGUAUACACGGAUAAUCGAGAGUCGCGAAGUUAUAUAUACGGUGAACCGUAAAUCGCGUGUCAUAUGUAUAAACAAAUAUGCGAAGCUGUGUGCUGCUACAAAUGAAUGCGUGUUCGAAGUAAACACUGCCAAUAUAUUUUCGAACUGUUAUAUACAUAAUAAAAUAUCUCACUCCCGAUUUUA